AUGGAUUUGCUCCGUUUACUUUUCUGGAAUUGCCGCGGUGCCGGAAAUAAUACCUUUAAACACAAUUUAACUGAGCUUGUUCGAACUCACAAACUUGAAAUUAUCAUUCUCCUGGAAACAAAAGUGACUUUUAGCAAAAUAGGAAAUUUUUUCAACCAACUGGGAUUCACCGCAUCCACUGUAGUUGAUCCAGUAAGAAGAAUGGAAGGAAUUUGGAUAGUUUGGGAUCCCACCCAAGUCAAUGUUCGAGCUUCUUCUGCUAACUCUCAAGCUAUUCGCACUACCAUUCAUAAAGAAGAUUUUGAAGAGUGGGUCCUUGCAGCAGUCUAUGCCAGCCAUAACCCUGUUUUGAGGGAAAACCUGUCGAAGGACCUGGAGGCAGUGGCUAGGGAUAUGGAGAAACCAUGGUUGGUAGCUAGUGAUUUCAACGACUAUGCUAACCAAGGGGAAAGACGGAGCUACACCGCUUCCCACAACUCUGUUCGUUACCAAAAGUUCCUGGACAGGGUCAAUAAUUGCAACCUGAUCGACCUUGGGAGUUUGGGCCCCAGAAUGACAUGGACGAACAACAGGCAUAGCCUGGCCAACACUAUGGAGAGGUUGGAUAGGGCUAUGUGUAACUCAGAUUAG
Camellia sinensis is the source of this 630-nucleotide messenger RNA. RefSeq lists its product as uncharacterized. NCBI's taxonomy places the organism in Eukaryota, Viridiplantae, Streptophyta, Magnoliopsida, Ericales, Theaceae. The record is from RefSeq and is a predicted model, not a curated record.